This is a messenger RNA of Pogona vitticeps (central bearded dragon), 7708 nucleotides long. NCBI's taxonomy places the organism in Eukaryota, Metazoa, Chordata, Lepidosauria, Squamata, Agamidae. The record is from RefSeq and is a predicted model, not a curated record.
AUGACGGAAACUCAGGCGGCGCGGUUUGGGAAAACAGGCUUGCGCUCCGGGGCGUUUUGUGCCGGGGACGAGGAGACCCCCUCCGCUCUUCCCUGGGUCCCCGUGAGCAGGAGGAGGCGGCGGCGGCGGGGCGAGGAGGUGGGGGAGGCGGAGGGGGCCCGAGACGAGCAGCGGCCAGUGAAGCAAUCCCUCAGCAAGUCUCUCUGUAGGGAGUCACACUGGAAGUGCCUGGUUCUAUCCCUCCUCAUGUACGGCUGUAUGGGAGCCAUGACGUGGUGCCAUGUGACUAAGGUGACCCGGCUGACAUUUGACAGUGCAUACAAGGGAAAGUCCAUGAUGUACCACGACAGUCCGUGCUCUAAUGGCUACGUCUACAUUCCCUUGGCCUUCCUGGUGAUGCUCUACGUUGUCUAUCUUGUGGAGUGCUGGCACUGUUACACCCGCAAUGAACUGCAGUACAAGGUGGAUGUAGAAAGUGUGCAUGAGCGUGUCCAAAGGAUGCAGCAGGCCACACCGUGCAUCUGGUGGAAAGCCAUCAGCUACCAUUAUGUCAGGAGGACUCGCCAGGUUACCCGCUACCGCAAUGGGGAUGCUUAUACCACCACCCAAGUGUACCAUGAGAGGGUCAACACUCAUGUGGCAGAAGCAGAAUUUGACUACUCGAACUGUGGAGUGAAAGACAUUUCAAAAGACCUGAUAGACCUGGAGAAUUUCCCAUCUACUCGACUUCGCUUCACCAAGUGCUUCAGCUUUGCUAAUGUAGAGUCCGAGAACUCCUAUCUGACCCAGAGGGCCCGCUUCUUCACAGAGAAUGAGGGACUGGAUGACUAUAUGGAGGCAAGGGAAGGCAUGCAUCUCAAGAAUGUGGACUUCAAAGAAUAUAUGGUGGCCUUCUCAGACCCAGACAACCUACCUUGGUAUGUCUCCCACUAUGUUUUCUGGGUAGCUGCUCUCUUAACUUUGUCCUGGCCCUUGAGAGUCUUGAAUGAGUACCGCACUUCUUAUGUUCACUACCAUGUAGAGAAACUCUUUGGAUUUGAUUAUGUGGCGGUAACGCCUGCUGAAGAACGCCCUUUCUGCCGGAGGAUGCCACGGGUCAACACAGUGGAUAGUACUGAGCUAGAGUGGCAUAUCCGGUCUAACCAGCAACUGGUACCAAGCUAUUCAGAAGCUGUUCUCAUGGAUUUAGUGGGGCUGUCUGGCUGUACUACCUACUCCUCCUGCCGCUAUGGGAGCUACAGACAAAACUGUGAACAGUGCCACAGGACUAUAAGCAGCUCUUCCAUCUUCUCCCGCAGUGCUCUCAGUAUUUGCAAUGGCAGCCCCAGAAUCCCCUUUAGCAGCAGCCGCUUCUCAUUGGGCCGCCUUUAUGGCUCACGGCGCAGCUGCCUUUGGCAGAGCCGAAGUGGGAGCCUCAACGAACAGAGUUGCCCAACUGAGCAAACCCGGCUGUCCAGCCAAGUCACAGUGGAGGAGGAAGAUCCCCCUCCAUACCAGGAUGCUCUCUAUUUUCCGAUCCUCAUUGUGCAUCGAAACGAAGGCUGCCUCAAUCAUGAUCACCGACAUCUUCAUCGGAAUGGGUCCUGUGUGGAGACCUCACUGUGAGGGUGCGGAAACUAACUACUGAAAGUGCCCUAUGCCCAGAUGUGGUUGAGGAUCAGAGGAUAUGGAACACAGAUGGAGGCACCAACAUACUGGUUAUGUGCAUCAGAGAGGAUUGCUCCCUUUCCCUGUCCCACAAAGGUUCCGAGUCCCAUCCUGUCUCUAGAGAUCUGUUAAUGGCUUUGCUAAGUGGUGAGCAAUCUAGCGCCACCAUUAAAACCAUGGUACAGAAUUGCAGAUUGACAACCACAUGCAAAAACAAAAACAAAAAACCAAGAGAAAACCAACAGUGCAAAGGCAGCCCAAGUACCAUAGCUGCUUUUUUUCUGGCUCUGCCUCCCAGUUACUCAAGCUACUGUACUCUCAUGCUAUCUAGCAGGAACUGUCUCUUUCCCAUAUUGUAUGGUGGGGACUGUUAUCACAACUUCUUAGGGUCAUAAUUCAGUGGACGAAUCCAUGGCAAUGUGGCAUGUUUCCUUCUCAAGCGAGGCAAUUAACUGCUCUGAUUUCCUAGGCACAAGACGCUGAAAAAGUAGUUGACAAAACAGCUACAAGUCAGGCCUUCCUGCAUUCUUUUUUCUUUCCCCCAAACAAUGCUCUGACUGUUACAUUGUUCUCAGCUGCUGAGGACAUAAGAUUUUAGGAUGUUUCCCUGGAAAGCCUUGAUAUUUCACAUUUGAGAAUCAUCACCUCAAAGCUUUAAGCAUUCAACAUACUUUUUUUGUGGCAGCAGAAAGGAAGACUAAGCAAGGAAGGUACAAAGGAAAUCCCAGAUUUUGAUCUGAUGCAGUCUUGAAUUCAAAUCCCGGAAAAGGCCCAGUACACAAAAUCAUACUAUAAGAAGAGGUGUGUCGUGUCCAAGAGUUUAACCUUUCGAACGUCAUCAAAAGGAAUAAAGCUCUGAGAUCUAAUCUGUGAAGGAUAGGUUUUCCUAGCCAAGAUGCACUUUCUCCAUAAUUUAGUAACUGAAAUCAGCUUAGAAGAAUUCUUGUUUUUCAUAGCUUUCUGAUCUCUCCAGCGUUCAUCUGUCUUAUGAAGCUACUUCACUAUGAAGUCCCACAAAGGGAGAAAAUGAUGUUUUUUCUGCACACAGUAACAGUUUCUUCUAAUAAAACUAUGUUUACCUCACUAUACCACACUUCCAGGAACUGCAGACCAUCUCUUGACUCCACGUUGCUGUUUAGUGCCAUUUUAACAAGUACCCUUCAGUUAUAUGAGCACAAUCUACUGCAUAUUUGCUUUGCUAAUUUAUAUUUUUAAUGGGCACUCCAAAUGUGUGAGAAAAUGUGCCCUAACCAAAUCACUACACAUUCUUGAAACAUUAAUUUUGUGGACUACCCACUGUGAUUUUUUUAAACUGAUUUGUGAAACAAAGAAAUGGGGUUGGUACAAAUUACACUCGGAUAAUCUGUUUGUAUCCUCAUGAGCUGCUUCUACUGAUGCCUCAGUCAUACAUUUAAAGGGGUGGGGUGGGAGGAAUAGAACUGCAAUGUGUCCAGAUGAUUUAGUAUCCAUAUCAGUUACACAGUUCAAAUAUUCCCUAGUGGUGGAGGCGGCAGCAGCUGUUAGCUGAUGAGUCCUGAUGUUGGACUGCACCCCACUAAUCAAUCAAGGUGAAAAAUGCUGAUUUGGAAAAAGCAAGGUCUAGACGCACAAACAAGGCUGUAGAGGCAAAUAGUGAUAAAACAGUGUAAGAUCAUUUUUGUGCUUUGCUUUUCUCUCACACUGUGCAACAGUGCUUCACUUGUGCUGGGGGCAUAUGCAGAAGGAGGUCUAGAUGAAUGAUGGGAAAACAUUUCCACAUCUGUGUUUCAUGGUUCUGUAACACUUUCUUCCAUGUUUUCUUUUCAGAGUUAGACGGAAAAACAGGACAAAAUUGUUCAGGAUUGUAACAAAAAUAUGCAUUUUUGUAACUAAAAUUUUAAAACAUGUUGGGGGGAAAAUCAACAAAUUCCUCAUAAAAUCCUUUAAAAGCCAUUUCCUUUUUAAAAAUGUGAACUGAGUUACCCAGCUCAUUAAAUGUCAAGGUAGAAAAGCAACAAAAUACAACAACUUAAAUUGCUGUCUUAGAGGCAUUUCAUACAAAUGUUGCAAGGCAGAAUGGACAUGUAUGGCUAAUGUUUAUUUUGGGAAUCUGCAGAGGAUAAAAUAUUCAAGGACACACAUUACAUGAACAAGAUCACCAGCUGCUUUGGUGUGUGAUCUUGAUAGAUGAACCCAAUUAUUUCUUUGGUUGCAUCUUCUCAUUAUGAAGGGAAGCACUGCCUGUUGUUUUGGUCAGGAUGUUAUGAUAAGCAUAUGAAGAAUAAUUCUGUAGUUUUACAUUAGUUGCAAAUAGAGAUGGUGACUGUUAGAGAAUAUGUUGAAUAUAAAAUCAAACAAUGUUUUGUUUUUAUUAUUUACUAAUUAACAUAUUUCUAGCUUGCCCUAGAUCAGAUCUCAGGAAAGGACAGAACUGCUAAAACAAUUUGAAAUGAACUCUGGAAAAUUGCAGUGCACCACAGUCAUCAACAUUAAUAACAAAACAACAAAACAAAUCUCGACUGAAUUGCAAACAAAGCCUGAAGAAAAUGCCACCAAAAUUAAACCAGAAUAGGUGCCAAGCAAGCCUCAGGAGAGAAAAGUAUUCAAAAACUGUGGUGACAUAAUUUGCCUUUUGCAUCAUCUCCAUGUUUUAUAUUCCCACUGGUAGGACAUGGAGGACUUGCAUGACAGAUGUUGGUAUUCAUGCAGGGAACUAGUGAUUGAUUUUGCCAAGAAGUAGCAUCAAAUCUUCCUUGUCCCAUAAAAGAACAUUUUCUUGCAUAACUCAGAAUCAAGGCCAUAAUCCUUGAAAAGUGAGAAUCAUAAUAUGGAAUGUAUUUAUGUGCCUGUAAAUUUACUGCACAGAUGUGAAAUCCAUUAUCUGAUGUGAAUACAGUGUCUGAAUAUUGUAAUAUCCUUUCUUUAAAAUAGACAAGUUUCUGUCCAUCAUAGUAGUCAUAAAGAAAAACUUGUAUAUACACACGUUAGUAUAUCAGUGAAAUCUUAAACCUGAAAGCAGCUGGCUGAGGAAUAUUAUUCUGAUAAUUUCAGUGCCCUACAUAUCUUACUAAUAGUAUAUGAUUAUUGUUCCCUUAGAUAACACCAGUUUCCCUCUCCUUCCACUCCUUUUUUAACCACCUCAAUCCUGAUAGAAUUCCAUGGCAUGUUACUAGUACAGCAAUGUGCAAAUAAAGACCUGGACCCCGUUCAGUUGUUCUGCUCAUGGAACUGCUUCCAUCGUUGGAAAUGGGAGUUAAACAAUAAUCUCCCUCUUGCAGCCUCCUCUUCCAGUCCUCAAACUGGCUCCGGAGGAGGGCUGGGAAAGCCUGGAGAAGACUUUCCCAGCAAGGGGUAGGGUGGGGGGAACUAGCCAGUAUCCUCCAGGGUAAUUCUAGAUGGAGGCUUAAGAAACUAGAUGACAGUCUAGUUCACUUAGUAUGAGAACAGAACUUGGGAUUUUUUAUAUCCAUUCACUGCAGAACAUUAAUAGAGCUUUCACAAUUUCUUUCUUUGUCAGGCUACAGCAUUUCUAGUUGACUGGGGGAGGGGCAUGAUGAGAAAUUUAUUUAUUAUUUCAAGUUCUAUACUGGCUGAACAGUGUGAACACUCCCUGGGCAGUUCACAACCCAUCAAAACACAAUUACAGUCAGUCAUACAAAUAAACCCACAAAAUGCAAUAAAUGUAAUAAAAACCUUGCCUCUAGCUGAGUUGGUAAAACUGCAUUUAAAUAAAUAAAACAUUUAAAACAAAUUUGAACAACCCAGGUCAAUUAGUUAAAAUACUAUCAAAAGACAGUUUUAUGCAGUUCGGUUUUAAUUAACUUCCUGAAAACUGAGAGGGAUGGCUCCCAACAAACCUCUGUAGGAAGCUUAUUCCAGAGGAAAGGGGCCACAAGUUCCUGGUCUUAGCUUUUAUAACCUCCCACAAGGAGCAGAUGAGACAGGAUGUUGUUUUGCGAGAUACACAUUCUGACAAGUAUUGAGUACCAAACCAUUAAGGACUUUAUAAGUCAUAACUUGCAUCUUGAAUUGGGCACGGAAACUAACAGGGAGUCAAUGAAAGUGUGCCAAGACUGCUCAUGUGUGUUCAUAUCCGUUGAUACCUGUAAUCAGACUGGCAUUGCAUUUUGGAACUGCUAGAGUUUCCAUACCAACUUCAAAGGCAGCCCUACUUAGAGAGCAUUACAGUAGCCUAGAGAGAUUACCAAUGCAUGAACCACUGUUGAGAGACAUUUAAUAUCCAGGUUGGGGUGCAACUGGGCAAUGAGUUCCUCCAUAGAGAGAGCCAGGUCCAAGAGCACUCCCAAGCUGUGAACCCAAUCUUUCAGAGGGAAUGUAAUCCCAUACAGACUGGGUAAAGUUCUCUCUAACCAAUCUGAUGAUCCACACAUCAGGAUCUGUCUUACUUGGAUUCAGUUUCAGUUUGUUGGCCCUCCUCCAGUCCAUUACUGAGGUAGCAUUGGGUAGCAAUGGCAAACCUCCAAUAAGACAUGGCAAAAGCUCUGUCCUGUCCCACCAAAUAAUUGGUGUGAUUUAAGUAAGAACAGAAAUGUGCUUGGCACGUCUUUCUUAACCUAUCUCUCAUCAAAGGCAGCACAAAUGCCUUCAAUCUCUCAGAGCUUUUUCCAAGAAUCUUGUUGCCAAAUGAAAAUAAUGAAGCAUUUUGAAAACACUAAAGUACUGUUAGAAUUGAUGAUGAUGCACUAGGUCGCCAGGCAUAUUCAAACUGCAUGUGUGCGUGUAUUUUCUACCUUGUUUUCAUGGCAGCUUCAGAGAUCUUUUCCCAUCUCAGUAAGGGGAUAAGGACAAUGCAUACAAGGCACACUAUCACAUAAAUAGGCCUUGAAAACCUGUGGAUAGUGCUGGUAGGUGCAUAGACAGACAGGCCGCUGCUUAGCAGGAAGGGAUUCUGAAUCAAGAACUCUGGAGAGAGAUUCUCACAGCUAGGUGCAAAUCUCUGCUCUCUUGAAAUAACCCUCUUAGUUCAGUAAUUUAUAUACAGAAGCAGCAUCUCACCACUUAAUUUCGUUACCAUGGAAAGGACUGGCAUUUCUUCACUCUCUGUAGGUGAGCAGACAAACACAACUGGAUGCUUCUCUUUCCCACUUCAUUAUGAGUGCUACUCUUUGUCCCCUCUUCUCAGGGAGUUCAAACUUACAGAAGAGUAAGAUGGUGCACAUAUAAUAUAGCAGUAAAAUGUGUUUCCUGCAUGUUAAAAAGAAACUAUGAUAGAUGCAGAGAGUUGUCUGCAUUCUAAAUAGAGUAGAACUGAGGCAUGCAAAAAGUUAUGUGCAGAAAUUCUUACAUGAAACUUGCUCUUUUACAACCUGAUAGUAUUAGACUGAACAAGCUUAAUGUGUGAGGAGUUGUGGUCAUAUUAUAUUUAAAUUUUUCAUUGUUAAUGCAAAAAAAUCUACUACUAUAGCAUCCUUGAUAGACAGCUAUUUAGAUUCUGCUAAAUAGCAAGCAAACAAAUCUAGUCCAGUCCAAUCCAUCAGCUUCCAGGUCAGUCUGUUCCACUGUCAAAAUGACUUGUACCACCCAGAAAUGCAAAGCUCUUCUUAAUGUUUAUUUUGCAGUCCUCUUUUUCUAAAUUCCCUGCCCCCAAUCCUGUCUUCUGCUGCAGUGCUUUUGUUAUCAGGAAUAUCUAUAAUCAGCCACAAAUACUGUAUAAUAUGGGAACUGCAGCAGUGAUAACACACAAUUAAUGUACACUGGGUAAAUAUCUUUUAAAAAAAGAGCCUAGAGAUGAUCUCUUAGUGUCACCAACUUUGUACCUCUUAAAUAAUGCCAGAGUUAUAUAAAGAAAAUAUCAUUACACAACAUUAAAGUAGGCAUUGCCAAGAAAGUGGCCUUCCUCUUUUGUGUGUUCAUUUCAGAAAAGCAGAACUCACAUUUUGUGUGGAAUAUGCCUUUCAGAGACCAUCAGAAUCAAAUGAAGAUUUGCAUUCCUGUCCUAACAUUGUUCUUCCAAAUUCAAAAGCCUUUGCAGAUAGAAGAAUGGCAAGCUGAUAGAAGCCUCAUGGUGCAGUAGUUAAACCGCUGUACUGCAGCCAAAACUGUGCUCAUGACCCAGGGUCCU